Molecule: messenger RNA, 957 nt
Organism: Cladophialophora yegresii CBS 114405
Lineage: Eukaryota; Fungi; Ascomycota; Eurotiomycetes; Chaetothyriales; Herpotrichiellaceae
Product: cysteine sulfinate desulfinase
Exons: 1
Coding region: 1-957 (318 amino acids)
Source: RefSeq, a predicted model, not a curated record
AUGGCAACAAAAGCUGCAGUCAAUCUCCUUGGUAAAACGGCUAGACCAAUAAUCGGAACUCAAGUCCCGCGCCUCCACCGCUUCCUGUCCACCAACCCUAUCAGGAACCAAGUCCAGACACUCCUGCAGGACAAAGACAAUGGUUUUGGUUUUAUAAGACACAAUCCGAGGACACCGAAGCCUCGGACCAAGGGCGUGACCGAAAUCCGAGGACCUUACUACUCCUCAUACGGGAAGAGGCACCUUCAAGAUGUCCUGGAGACGAUGGGCUACCAUGUCGAUGGCCUCAAGUUUGCGGGAGGCAGCUUUUCCUUGAUGCCGGAGCAGAGCGUUCGGGAGCUCAUUGACCUAGCGCACGAGCAUCAGGUGUAUGUCUCGACCGGAGGAUGGAUGGAGCACGUGCUCACUCAACCUGAUUCGAGCACCAUGGUAGAGAAAUAUCUCAGCAAAUGCAAGGAUUUGGGUUUCGAUGUGAUCGAAAUAUCUUCGGGGUUCUUGUCAUUCCCACCCGAUGACUGGCUACGCUUGGUGGACAAGGUACAUAGUAUGGGGAUGAAGGCGAAACCAGAACUCGGCAUCCAAUUUGGUGCCGGAGGUGAUACCUCAGCGGAGGACUUGGAGUCAACAGGCACCUCUGAUCCGGCCAAAGUCAUCAACCUUGGCAAAAAGUUCAUUGAGGCUGGAGUGGAAAGAAUGAUGAUUGAGAGUGAGGGCAUCACUGAGAACGUGAAGAGCUGGCGCACAGAUGUGAUCCAGUCCAUUCUGCGAGACCUGCCCCAAGAGAAGGUCAUGUUCGAGGCAGCCGAUCCGCCAGUUUUCAACUGGUAUGUCCGUGAGUUUGGCAUCGACGUCAACUUGUUCGUCGACCACUCGCAGAUUGUGCAAUUGACUUGCCUGAGACAAGGCAUUUGGGGCAUGGCGGACACUUUUGGUAAGAUUGUGAGCUACCGAGAAUGA